AUGUCACUUUAUAAAAGCUGUGUUUGAGUCCGGCUCUGGUCUGGCUGCAGGAGGAUCACGUCAGCAGAGGAGGUAGAGGUGAGGACGUCACCUGUCUCGGCCAGCCAAUCACAGCGAGUCGUCGUCUGCAGGAGAAGGAGACAGUUGCUGCAGCUGAUGCUUCAUCAACACUCGGACCGACAUCAGCAUCAGUGUUUGUGUCGAGAUCUUCAGGACGACCAAACACCCACAAACUGUUCAUGUUAAAGAAUUACAGCCGUAUGGAGAACCAAACUUUCAAUGCAGAUAUUAUAUCCAUCGAAGGGUUAAAGGUCAUCCCCCAGUCCUCCACCCCCGCCUUCAUCCUCCUCCUCCUCAUCUACAUCUUCAUCAUGGCGUCCAACAUCGGCCUGGUGGUCCUGAUCUCCAUGGAGACGAGCCUCCACCAGCCCAUGUACCUGCUCCUCUGUAACAUGAAUAUCAACGACGUGUUCGGGGCGACCGUCGUCAUCCCGCGCCUGCUGAGCGACCUCUUCACUCCCAUCAUGCAGGGCUACACUCAUUACAUCGAGUGCGUCGUUCAGGCGUUCGCCGCUCACUUCCACGCAGGCACCUCUCACACGGUGCUCAUGAUCAUGGCCUUCGACCGGUACACCGCCAUCUGCAACCCCCUGCGUUACGCCGCCAUCAUGACCCACAGGAUGGUGGUGAAGCUGUCGGUGGGCGCUUGGGUGGCGGCCUUCAUCUCCGUUGCGAUCCUCCUGGGCCUCACCAUCCGCCUGACGCGCUGCAGGCGGGUUAUAUUCAACCCGUUCUGUGACAACGCCUCCUUGUUCAAGCUCUCCUGCCAGGACCUUCUCAUCAACCACAUCUACGGCCUCGGCAGCGCCGUGGUCAUCCUGGGCUCCUCCCUCUGCAGCAUCGCGUUCACCUACCUGAGGAUCGCCAUCAUGUGUUUCAGCAGCAAAAACAAGGCGUUGAACAGCAAGGCGCUGCAGACCUGCGCCACACACCUGGCCGUGUAUAUCAUCAUGAUGGUAGCAUCCUUCACCCCCAUGAUCAUGCACCGUCGCCCUGAGUGGGCGGACAGUGGGAAAGUGGCGUCCGUCAUGUUCCACGUCGUCCCCCCGGCCCUGAACCCCAUUAUCUAUGGGCUGCAGUGUAAAGAGCUCAAACACAAGAUUGUCAGCAUGUUUCACAGGAAUAAAGUCACAAACAGGAAAAGUCUCCAUAAAUAAUAACGUUAAAACAAUAGCUUUAAAACUGCAGUUUGUCUUUAAAGCUCCUCCAGUGUAAAGGUCUGUGUCCAUGUGUAGUGUGAUUAUAGAUCAGCUCUAGCUUCUAUAUUAAUACUGUGAAAGUAUCAAAGCCUCAGUCCACAGAGAAAUGCACACAGCCUGUAUUCAGAAACUGAGCCUUAAAACCAGCCGUCAGGACUUCUGGAACUUUGUGAUGUCACAACAAAGCAGUCACCAAGCCCCGCCCACCUGGACCCACCAUCCAAACCUUGCAGGAUUUGGUUUCUCUGAGUGUUUUUACCUGAAAUCUGCUAUAUUUUUAUUGGAUCACUAUGAAAACAGUCAGCCAAUCAUAAGAGAGGCUCAGAGCCUCCUCUCUUAUUAUUGGCUCACCGACCUGUUGUUACUAGAGCUGCAGAGAGAAGCCUGAGAGAGGAGAUGUAAAACUACACUGAGAUGGUUUUUAUAUCUUCUGAUGGAUCAACACUUCAAAUAAAACACAGAAGAAGAAAAUAUGGAUCUUUAUAUUUUGUUAAAUUUUUCUGAUGAUGAUCAAACUGAAAUUAUCCUCAAUUAUUAAUAAUAAUAAUCUGGUUUUAUUUUCUCAUAUUUCACAGGUCAUGUUUUCAGCAUCAUAACAUGUGUGUCCAAUGCUCUAGUAUUAUACGUCACGUUUACACAUAAACCCUGAGUUUCUACCUGAUGGAGGUCACUGCAGAUGCAGAUGGGUUACGGGAGGUUUCCUACUGUUUG
Molecule: messenger RNA, 1970 nt
Organism: Seriola aureovittata
Lineage: Eukaryota; Metazoa; Chordata; Actinopteri; Carangiformes; Carangidae
Product: olfactory receptor 5B17-like
Exons: 4
Coding region: 240-1217 (325 amino acids)
Biological process (GO): G protein-coupled receptor signaling pathway
Cellular component (GO): membrane
Molecular function (GO): olfactory receptor activity
Source: RefSeq, a predicted model, not a curated record